Molecule: messenger RNA, 5892 nt
Organism: Notolabrus celidotus (New Zealand spotty)
Lineage: Eukaryota; Metazoa; Chordata; Actinopteri; Labriformes; Labridae
Gene: pnpla6
Product: patatin-like phospholipase domain containing 6
Exons: 36
Coding region: 144-4199 (1351 amino acids)
Biological process (GO): phosphatidylcholine metabolic process
Cellular component (GO): endoplasmic reticulum
Molecular function (GO): phosphatidylcholine lysophospholipase A1 activity
Source: RefSeq, a predicted model, not a curated record
AAAGGUCGGCUGGAAGCUAAAUGGGAGAGGUUUCACGGAUACUGGUUUCCGUUGUGUGUUACUUGACAGUCUGUGACGAUUGACGGGAGUCCAUCAGCUCAGUGGCCAUUGAUGGACCAUCCCUAUGAAGACACAGGGUUACAAUGGGACAGAGCACCUCGGAACAAGAGGUCCAAGAAGACAGCCCCGGCCCCACAGAGGACGGGUUUAAUAACUUCAAGACGUUUGUGGAGGAGGAACUACAGACGAGCAUGAUGGUGGGGAUGGUGAUUGGUGCAGGCAUCGCCAUAGUCCUUAUCGCCAUCCUCAUAUUCUUCAUCCUGCGAAGAAUACAGCUUCGGAACCUCGAAGCUCAGGAGGCCCCCAAGUACCGCUUUCGUAAGAGGGACAAAGUCAUGUUCUACGGGCGUAAAAUCAUGCGUAAAGUCUCACAGUCUACCUCCUCCCUGGUGGGCACGUCCUCGUCCUCUCGGCCACGGCUAAAGAAGAAGCAGAAGAUGCUCAACAUUGCCAAAAAGAUACUGCGCUUUAAGAAGGAAGUGCCCAUCCUGCAGGCCAAGGAGCCCCCUCCCUCUGUGCUGGAGGCUGACCUCACUGAGUUUGAUGUGGCCAACUCCCACCUCCCCUCUGAGGUGCUCUACAUGCUCAAAAAUGUCCGCGUGCUGGGUCACUUUGAGAAGCCCCUCUUCUUGGAGCUGUGUAAACACAUGGUGUUUGUGCAGUUCCAACAAGGGGAGUACGUCUUCAGGCCGGGCCAGCCUGACAGCAGCAUCUACGUGGUUCAGGAUGGGAAACUAGAAAUGUGCCUUACUGGAACGGAUGGCAAAGAAAGUGUGGUGAAGGAGGUUUACCCAGGAGACAGUGUCCACAGCCUCCUCAGCAUCCUGGAUGUCAUCACAGGCCACCAGAAGCCUUACAAAACAAUGUCGGCUCGAGCUGCAGAGGUUUCUACUGUCCUCCGUUUGCCCGUAGAAGCCUUCCUCGCCAUAUUUGAGAAGUAUCCAGAGAGCCUGGUGCGAGUGGUGCAGAUUAUCAUGGUUCGACUCCAAAGAGUAACAGUCCUGGCUCUGCACAACUAUCUGGGGCUCACCAAUGAGCUCUUCAGCCAUGAAAUGCAGCCCUCGCGUCUGCCCCCUCCAUCUCCCCACCCGACGCGCACCAGUCCUAUCCGCCACGGCAAACGCUUUGGCAGCCUGACAGUGCCUGAGGAGCAUCGAGAAGCUGCCAUUAAAGGAGAAGCUACAGGAGGGGAACCAGGCAAGGAUGGAGCAACAGUGCCAACUCUCAGCAGAACUAUCUCCAUGCCUGUGGACAUAGCAGGUAUACAGAAGAGUCUGAGAUCAGACUUUGAUAUGGCGUACGAGAGGGGGCGGAUCUCCGUCUCUGCAGAGGAUGGCAACACUCCGCCUACCUUCACCCGGUCUGUGUCCCAGGACCAGCGAGAGAGGAAGGUGACAGUGGACGAGGUCCCCUCAGGGAUCUAUCUGUAUCCUGAGGAGGACACAGGAGUGGACAACAUUUUCACGCCUGUGUCUGGUCGCUGCAGCACUGCUCAGUUUGAGGAAGCGCAGAAAGAAGUCCUGAAACUCAUGAGAAUCGAGGACCCAGCCUUGUUGAAUGGGAAAGUGACUCUGCAUCAUGCAAAGGCUGGAGCUGUCUUAGCCAGACAAGGAGACCAGGACGUGAGUCUGCACUUUGUCCUGUCUGGCUGUCUGCACGUCUACCAGCGGAUGAUUAACAAACAGGAGGCCGUCUGCUUGUUUGUGACACACCCGGGAGAGAUGGUGGGCCAGCUCGCCGUGCUCACAGGAGAGCCCCUCAUCUUCACCAUCAAGGCUGUCAGAGACUGCACUUUCCUCAAGAUCUCAAAGUCUGAUUUCUACGAGAUCAUGAGGGAGCAGCCCAGCGUGGUGCUGAGUGCGGCUCACACUGUGGCCAUCCGCAUGUCCCCCUUUGUGCGGCAGAUGGACUUUGCCAUCGACUGGAUGGCUGUGGAGGCCGGCAGAGCUCUGUACAGACAAGACGACCAGUCGGACUGCACCUACAUUGUUCUGAACGGACGUCUGCGUUCAGUCAUUCGUAAGACCAAUGGCAAGAAAGAACUGGUGGGUGAAUACGGCAGAGGAGACCUCAUUGGAGUGGUGGAGGCCUUGACCAGACAGCCGAGAGCCACCACUGUCCACGCAGUGAGAGACACAGAGCUCGUCAAACUGCCUGAAGGAACGCUCAACAACAUCAAAAGACGAUAUCCUCAGGUGGUGACGAGACUGAUCCACUUGUUGGGUCAGAAGAUUCUGGGGAACCUGCAGCAGGGCCGUGGGCCAUUCUCAGGUUCAACUCUGAGUCUGCCCGCUAUGACAACCAGUGCUGAUGUCACCAACCCUGCCAGUAACCUCUCCACUGUGGCGGUCCUGCCUGUGUGUGACGAGGUGCCAAUCAACGCAUUCAACCUGGAGCUCAGCCAUGCCCUCAGUGCCAUUGGUCCCACUUUGCUGUUAACCAGUGAAAUCAUCAGAGAGCGACUCGGUGCUUCUGCUUUGGACAGUAUCCAUGAGUACCGGCUCUCCGGCUGGCUGGCCCAGCAGGAGGACAUUAAUCGGAUUGUCCUGUACCAGACGGACAACAGCAUGACCCCAUGGACUCAGCGCUGCAUCCGCCAGGCUGACUGCAUCCUCAUCGUCGGCCUUGGUGACCAGGAACCGACUCUGGGAGAGUUGGAGCAGAUGCUGGAGAACACAGCAGUCCGCGCUCUGAAGCAGUUGGUCCUCCUGCACAAAGAGGACGGGCCGGGCCCCUCCAGGACGGUGGAGUGGCUCAAUAUGCGGAGCUGGUGCUCUGGACAUCUACAUCUCAAGUGUCCUCGCAGAGUCUUCUCAAGACGCAGCCCGAGCAAGCUGAGGGAGGUGUACGAGAAGGUGUUUGAGAAGACAGCAGACAGGCACAGUGAUUUCUCUCGGCUGGCCCGAGUCCUCACUGGAAACAGCAUCGCUGUGGUGCUGGGAGGAGGAGGAGCCAGAGGCUGCUCUCAUGUGGGUGUGAUCAAAGCUAUGGAGGAAGCAGGGAUUCCUAUCGACAUAGUGGGCGGGACUUCAAUCGGCUCAUUUAUUGGUGCAUUGUACGCUGAAGAGAGGAGCGCGGUCAGAACCAAACAGAGAGCCAGAGAGUGGUCGAAGGCCAUGAACUCAGUCUUCAAAACAGUCCUGGACCUGACCUACCCCAUCACCUCCAUGUUCUCCGGCUCCGCCUUCAACACGAGCAUCUACAAAGUGUUCCAGGACAAGCAGGCCGAGGACCUGUGGCUGCCGUACUUCAACGUCACCACUGACAUCACAGCCUCGGCCAUGCGGGUUCAUCAGGACGGCUCUCUGUGGCGCUAUGUGCGAGCGAGCAUGACCCUCUCGGGGUAUCUGCCGCCUCUCUGUGACCCCAAAGAUGGCAACUUACUAAUGGACGGUGGCUACAUCAACAACCUGCCAGCUGACAUUGCGAGGAACAUGGGCGCUAGAACGGUCAUCGCCAUCGACGUGGGCAGUCAAGACGAGACUGACCUCUGCAACUACGGUGACUCUCUGUCUGGAUGGUGGUUGUUGUGGAAGCGGAUCAAUCCCUGGGCAGAGAAAGUGAAGGUACCGGACAUGGCAGAGAUCCAGUCUCGGCUGGCUUACGUCUCGUGUGUUCGUCAGUUAGAGGUCGUGAAGAAGAGUGCCUACUGCGAGUACAUCAGACCACCAAUCGACAGAUUCAAGACCAUGGACUUCGGAAAGUUUGAUGAGAUCUAUGACGUCGGCUUCCAGCACGGCAAGCUGCUCUUUACGGGCUGGGCCAGAGGUGACAUCAUCGAGAACAUGCUGAAGGAUCACCGCUCAGCCGACUACAACGACAGCAAGAUAACUGAUUCCUGCACGUGUCCAGGAGCUGACUUCACUGACCUCGCAGAGAUCGUUUCCAGGAUAGAACCAGUCCAAAGCUACGUCGCUGCAGAAGCUGAGGAGUCGGACUGUCUGACGGAGUACGAGGAGGACGGGAUGGACACGGUGAGAGAGGAGGAGGGGGAGGAGGAGGAGGAAGAGGCAGAGGAUCCUGAGGACCACUCCCCCGGAGAGUGGGGCCAGAAUGGAGUCUUUCAAACUGAUGAGGAGAAAUCUGUGCGACAACGCAGGAAGCUCACGAGCGACACGUCUGAAGUCUCCGACUGCUGACAGCGGGCCACGGAGGAGCAGAGGGAGUUCAGACAGGAACAAGGGCCAAAUAACGGGAUCCAGAAACUGACAAACCCGGAGACUUGAGCUCAACGCUCGGCUCCUGCAACUCUGGUAACUCUAAAAAAAACAAAAAAACCUCUCACUGACUUUGUCUGAUCACCUGCCGACCCCACCGUCAGAAAAAACCCAAUAUCUCCCUUCUGGAGUAGGAAAGAUCUUUGAGUCGUACUUCACACAAGAGUUUCCUCUCAUUGCUUUCACAAGAGACUGAACCUUUGCCAGAAUCCCUGCCUGCCAAGUCCCAACCCUGCCAAAACAAGUCCACCAAACACAACCAAACAGAGACGCUUAGAGCUCCACCUCACUCUCCUGACUCUCUGCUUUAGAAGGACAGUCUGAGUCCAGUCCAGUCUGUCUCUGCAUCUCUGUGUGUCUCUGAUGUUGUUCAUUGCACUCCGUGAUCACUGUUUGUACACAAUGUAUGGUCCAUUAACUGGUCAUGUGUGCUCGUUCAGAUGAGUGUGUGUGUGUGUGUGAGCUUUUGAAUUGAGAAGUUAAAACUACUGUAAAGCUCUUAAAGUUCAGUGACGAUGUUCGAGUGAGGCAAAGCUUCAGGAGGAUUAGAUGUUGAUGUAAAAACAAAAGUAGACACAAGAUUUAAAAAGAAUGAGUGACUGCUGAAGGUUUUAAUCGUGGAUUUCAGUAACUGUGUUUAAGAAAAGAUAGAGCGCUUAGAGAGGUGUUGUUUUUAUUUGAUUUAUAUAAAACUCAUCAAGAGAACAGUGUGAGCCUGAUGCACCGCAGGCAGACUGAACCCAGCAGAGGAUAGAGACAACGUAUGAUUAGAAGAAUGGAUGAAUUUGUGAUUUCAGUGAGUGUGUGAGAGUGUGUGUGUGUGUGUGUGUGUGUUGAGAUCAAGACAAUGCCUUUACAACCAGUGUUAGAACCCCUCACAGAGAAAAGUGACUGAAGGGAGCAACAAACCAGAGUGAGAGGCCCCACGUCAGAACGUCAGCGAGGUGCGUCUGAUGAAAAUCUUUGAAACUAGCCAACAAACGAUGACAAGUCGGACUGAUCAGGACGACACGCAGAAACUGAGUAACCUUGAAUGGGCAGUAAUCAACUUGUGUAACUAUUAACACUUUAAUUAAUACGGACCUCUUGUAGAAAUUGUAACAAGAUUAUAUAAUAAUAUACACAUGUUAAUAUUGAUAUAUGUAUAUAAGGUGAAAUUUGUAAGUUGAUGCUUCGCUGCAGAACGAGGGAACCUCCACUGAAACAAGAAAAAGGUUCCUCUCUUCAGAUCCUCUUUGAUUUUAUUUAUUGUGUGAAAUGCUGGCUUUUUAAAAAUGCUUUUCUUUUUUAAAAACUGUGGGAGGGAGGAAGGGAGGGAGGGAGGGAGGGAGGGGGGGGUCGUCUAAUUUAAAUAACUCGGCUUUAGCUGUUUUGCACUGAAACAUUUGAAGUAUUCCCUGCUCGGGAGUCGUUUGGUUUGUCACUCACAAACCUACGUGAGACAUGGAGGGAAUCCUAAGAAUUAAAACAGUGAUGAUAAUUUAAUACGCAUAUUAAGAAUAAAUAGAAUAUGCAUCACUUCCUGUGGCUUCGGACUCUUCUGUCAUCACACGCUCAAAAACCAUGAGCUCAUCAGAUUUUCACGGUUAUUAAAAAUGGUCGUCGUUCUGGGUAA